GCACAGCCGGGGGGAGCCUGUUGUUGAAGCUUUAUUGUUCCUGCUGCUGCCGCGCCGCUCCCAAUAAAGCUGGUUCGCAUUAAAGCAGCGCGGCAUCUGAAGGAGGAAGAGGCCGGGAGACGCCUGGAGCAAUGGAGCUUCCCAAUUACAGCAGGCAGUUGCUACAUCAGCUUUACACACUCUGCAAAGAGCAGCAGUUCUGUGACUGCACCAUCUUCAUUGGGACUGUGCACUUCAGAGCACACAAGCUUGUGCUGGCUGCUGCCAGCCUGCUCUUUAAGUCCUUGCUGGAGAGCACAGACACCAUCUCCAUUGAUGCUGCUGUGGUGGCUCCUGAUGAGUUUGCUCUUCUGCUAGAAAUGGUGUAUACCGGCAAGCUGCCACUUGGCAAGCAUAACUUUACCAAAGUUAUCUCUGUGGCGGACAGUCUGCAGAUGUUUGAUGUGGCUGUUAGUUGCAAAAACUUUCUCAGGGACCUCAUCAACUGCUCUGCUGAGAAUCAGGUAGUGAGGGACAGCUCCAUUCAGACAGUCGAUUCAUCCAGCAAUCAUCUUGAGGCUAAUGAGCCCCCCCAGACUGAAAACCCUCUUGCUGAAGACGCAAUGGAUGCUCAGCUUCCUGAAAAGGCUUCAGCUUCGGUUGGCCCUGAAGAACCUGAAAUGGAGACAGUCACCUCCACUACGGCGCAAGACACUGCUGUGACUCCCAGCUUGGGCCAUGAGGAGCUUCUGGAGGAGGAAACCCCAAUGGAUUCAAAAUCCCUCCAUGAGGAUUCAAGUGCCCAUGCUGACCACCAUUCCCCUGCUAGACAGGACAGCUGUGAGGAAGGGGAGGCUGCCAAGCCCGUGAAGGAGACAGAAAAAAUUGGUGAUCCAGAAGCAGAGAGCAAAACCUGUAAGCUGGAUUUCCUGCUUCAGUAUGAAGGUGUCUUCUCAGAGGCCCUUUCUGAUACCAAGACCGUGCUGAAGAGACUGGAUGAGUGCAGGGGAAUUGAAGGGUCUCAGAGAGAGAGGCUAGUGGCGUGCUUGGAAGAUGCAGAAGAACAGUCAGCGUUCAAGAGACUGCUCAGCAAAGUGAGGGAUGAGCAGAGUCUGGAUGCUGAGACUGUUGUGUCUGUGCUGGAGCUGUUUCGAAACACACAUCCCAAGAUAAAAACAGCACUACUAGAGAGAGAGCAGGACAGUGGAGAGACCCUGCAGCAAACAGGGAGCACAGAAGAGGGAAAGACCCUGUCUGCUCUAUUACUGGAAUACAGGGAAGAGCUGAUUCAGAGCAUAACACAGCUGAGCCCCAUCGUAGAGUUCCUAGAAACAGGAGAGGAGGGAUUCCUGACUGGCUUGGAGAAGCGGGUGAUUCUGGAUUGCUGUGAAGGCAGCUCCCACAGGGAGGCAAUGGAGAAUCUGCUCAGGAAGGUGGUGGAAGAGAAGACCCUGAAAGCUGAGAGCUUGGUAAAACUCCUUGGGGCUGUAAAAGCAUCAUUCCCUGAUCUGCACCUUCUGCUAGACAAUUUGGUGGCAGCAGCAGUUGUGUCUGAUGGCACAGCCAGAUGGACCCCAGAGGAUUAUGGGACCCAACUACUGAAACGAUACCAAGAAAACUUUGCAGAGCUCUUCAUGGACACGCAGAUGCUGCUGCGAGGGAUCUCAGCUGCACAAAACUUAGCUCCUGGAGAAAGGGAGGUAAUGGAACAGAUUGUGAAGAGGGAGACUGGCUCGAGGGGUUUCAGCUCACUGGUAUCUGCAGCACUGGAAGAACAAACUGUGUCGGUGACUGCCGUUUGGCAGCUGCUACUGGCAGCGCGAGAGGCAGAGCUUCCGCUGAACCUGCUCAUUGAGGAAAUCCGGAAGGAACCCGAUGCAGAGUUUUUCUUCCAAACAGUGGCCACCAGUGAAAGCACAGCCAUCGAGAUAAUACUGAGACACAGCAAGCUGAUCUCGGAGGCCAUCAAGCAGAGAGCUGGACUGGAGGGCUUGGCUCCGGGAGAAGUGGGCCUCACAGAGGCGGUGAAAGAGCUACUGAGUAUUUCUUCUCAGAAGGAGAGUUCAGAGGCCUCCUUGAAAGCAGCUCUGAGCACUGCACAGGAGAAGUCUGUACCUGCCAUCAAGAUCUGUCAGCUGUUAUGCACUGUUCAUGAGUCUUUCCCCGGCCUACAGCCAGUGAUGCAGGAGCUGGGGCAUGUGGGGCUCCUGACCGAGGGAAGUGGGGAGAAGGCUGGAAUCAGGAAGUGGAAGGUGAACAGUGAAUCCCAGAUUGAAGCUAUGGACAAGGAGGAGGAGAAGGCUGGGGGCGCAAGCGCCAAGGAGCAGAAGGCGCCCCAAGAGAAAGCUCCCUCCAAGACGAACUUUGUCUGCAAGGCCUGUGAUAAGAGCUUCCAUUUCUACUGCCGUCUGAAGGUGCACAUGAAGCGGUGUCGCGUGGCCAAGGGGAAGCAAGUGCAGUGUAAAGAGUGCAGUGAGAUCAAGACCUCCAAGAAGGAGCUGGAAAAGCAUCAGCUGGAGGCCCACGGAGGGCCUGGAGCUGCAGGGACAGCCAAAAAGAAGAAGAAGCGGUUCCCAGUGACAUGUGACAUCUGUGGAAGAGAAUUUGCACAUGCCUCAGGAAUGCAGUACCAUAAGCUGACGGAGCACUUUGACGAGAAGCCCUUCUCCUGCGAAGAGUGUGGUGCCAAGUUUGCGGCCAACUCCACCCUGAAGAACCAUCUGCGGCUGCACACUGGAGACCGCCCCUUCAUGUGCAAGCACUGCCUCAUGACCUUCACACAGGCCUCCGCCCUGGCCUAUCACACGAAGAAGAAGCACUCUGAGGGGAAGAUGUACGCCUGCCAGUACUGUGAUGCGGUAUUCGCCCAGUCCAUUGAGCUGUCUCGUCAUGUGAGGACUCACACCGGAGAUAAGCCAUAUGUCUGCAGGGAGUGUGGGAAAGGAUUCAGGCAGGCCAAUGGGCUCUCCAUCCAUCUGCGCACCUUCCACAAUAUUGAGGAUCCGUAUGAUUGCAAGAAAUGUCGGAUGAGCUUCCCCACCCUGCAGGAGCAUCGCAAGCACAUUCACGAGGUCCACUCCAGGGAGUACCAUCCCUGCACUACCUGUGGGAAAGUCUUCAGUGCUCCGUCCCUCCUGGAGCGCCACAUGGUGACCCAUGUUGGAGGGAAGCCGUUCAGCUGUGAGAUUUGUGACAAAGCCUAUCAGCAAUUGUCAGGGUUAUGGUAUCACAACCGCACCCAUCACCCUGAUGUCUUUGCAGCUCAGAAUCACCGCUCUUCCAAGUUCUCCUCCCUGCAGUGCAGCUCCUGUGACAAAACCUUCUCCAGCACUACUGCUCACAAGAGGCACGUCAAGGCAGAACAUGCGGAUGUGAAGUUCCACGAGUGUGAGAAGUGUAAGGAGCUCUUCCCCACGCUGGCUCUGCUGCAGGUCCAUGCCAAGUGCAGGCACUCAGGGACCCAGCCAUUUCGCUGCUUGUACUGCGCGGCCUCCUUCCGCUUCCCGGGGGCCCUGCAGCACCAUGUCACCACAGAGCACUUUAAGCAGAUAGAGAGCACCUUCACCUGUGGGCUGUGUGGGGAGCUUUUCACUACUCGGGAGCAGCUGCAGAGUCACUACAGCGCUGAGCACCCAAAGGUGACGUUCACGGAAUGCCAGGCCACCGCUGCCCAGCUUGUGCAGGUGAUUCAGACAUCAGAGCAAGGAGAAGCAGCCGAGCAGAUGAUCACCUUGGACGAAGCCCAACUUGCUGGCUCCCAAGUCUUUGUGACGUUGCCAGAUCCCCAAGCUAACCAAGCUGGCUCGGAGCUGGUGGCGGUGACUAUGGAGGACUUGUUUGAUGACAAAGUAUCUCUGAUUUGUGAAGAGGCUAAGUGA
Emys orbicularis (European pond turtle) is the source of this 3857-nucleotide messenger RNA. RefSeq names its product zinc finger and BTB domain containing 40 (gene ZBTB40). The coding region runs from base 132 to 3857 and encodes 1241 amino acids. The record is from RefSeq and is a predicted model, not a curated record. The transcript is spliced from 18 exons. Gene Ontology annotation, cellular component: nucleus. Gene Ontology annotation, biological process: regulation of transcription by RNA polymerase II. Gene Ontology annotation, molecular function: protein binding; DNA-binding transcription factor activity, RNA polymerase II-specific. Lineage: Eukaryota; Metazoa; Chordata; Testudines; Emydidae.